Messenger RNA from Moneuplotes crassus, 1945 nucleotides. Lineage: Eukaryota; Ciliophora; Spirotrichea; Euplotida; Euplotidae. The record is from the annotation of a GenBank genome assembly.
AUGCAUCAAGAUUACCAUUACAAAGAGAAUCCCAGGAUAAGUUUUCUCUCGAGUGAAGGGUCACAUGUUGCAAAGAGACAGUUUCAAGAGAGGAAUCAGUUCUACACCUCCAAUGCGCCGAUAUUUCCGACUUAUCUAGACCAGCAGAAGAGGUUCAACUCUGAGUAUAGAAAGAAAUAUUUUGAAUUUCAGCCUGAAAGGCCUGAAGAUAGGACCGAGUUCAUAAUUGAAGACGGAAAUAUCGUGAAUCCUUAUCUCCAGAAAAGAAGAAGAGGAAGAAAGAUUAUUAAGAAUAACCCAGUCUAUCAAAAGGAUACAGCCAAUGCUGGAAAGAUUGUUGAGAAGAAUCUUCACCAUAAUGAUCAUGAGUUUAAAAAAUCUACUACUAAUAAAUUCAAUCAAGAAUUACAAGCUCAAGGGUAUAUGAAUCAUUCAAACAAGAUUCCUGCUUCUAAUGCCUCAAAGUAUAACUCUAGCCAGUAUUCUCCAAAUGAGACUACUUCUACAGCAGCGAAGCAGGAGCAAAGGCCAUAUAAGAGGGAAGCAGGGAGAUCUCUUAUUGAGGAAAGCUUUCACAACAAUCAAAAUACCAGUAUGGAAGCAAGAAAUAUUCAUAGGAGAAUAGUAGAAAAUAACAUUGUAAAAAAUACAUCUAUUGAGAGACAGAGACCUGAGGAAAAUAAUACUAGAGAGGAUAAAUUGUCUCCUGAGAAUCAAUACAACUAUCCUCAAGACAAGCAUGACAGCAAUAAACUUGAGAACUUUUACCAAAAUGCUUCUCAAAAUCCCACCAAAACAGAUCAGCCAGAGGAAGGUCACCCUAAUAUUUCUCAUUUUAAGGAAGGUAGUAACUCUAAAAAUCCUGAUAAUAGCCAAAACCAUACAAACUUUUACCCAUCACAAGAGAUGCCUAAUGCUGAUACAUCCCUGCGUGAGAUAGAAGAGAGCCUCCAGAACCAGGUUUAUAAAAAUAACAACUUCAGAUCUCGAGGGGAGAAAAUCCAAGGAAACAAUAGUAUGAACCUUAUCCCAAAAUCUACGAAAAUAAAGUACGAAGCUCCUCAGGUACAAAAGUCAGUGAACUUCGCUGACCAUCCUCCCCAGAUGUACCAGGACCAGGUCUCAGAGACUUACUCCAGGAUGGGUGACAAAUGAAGUAUGCAAGCAUAUGAAGAUGUUGACCGAGAGAAUGUAGAACAAGAGAGAUAUUACGCCCGUCUCAGGAAAGCUACAGAGAAACAAAACCACAUCUUCCAGCAACAUCUCAACAGAGUGUAUAUCCCCCAGAAGAAGGUGGAGUUAGAUCUCAACCAAAGAGAAGAGCACAAGAUUCAGACCCUGAAAGACCAAGCUAAAGAAUAUGAAAAAUAAACAAAAAGAAAAUGUAAAAACUAUGCAGGGAGAAUACUCACAAUUUCUUAACAACCAGAUGAAAGAGAAAGAAUAUACUCAGAAUAUCUGGAACCAAGAGAAGAGAUCCUUCCAGGAAAACAUGAGAAUAAAGACUCAAAUACAGGAACAAAAGACAAAAAUGCAGGAAAGAGAGAGACUAGAAAGCCAAACUGCUUAUAGAAAUGUUCUGAACCAUCAACAGAGAUUUAAGAACGAGCACCCUGAGUCUUCUCUUAAGGUUAAUGAACCAAUGCAGAAGCCAAUGGUAGUUCCUAUAGUCAGUGAACAGAGACACAUGUCUAACCCUGAAGUGGAAUAUUUAGCGAAUUCAUCUCCAGGGAAGAUUUCCCAAGCCAGUUCUUACGGUAUCGAUAUCAAUGGCCAAAUUAGUGCAAACCAGGGUAUAAGAUCCAACUAUGUAGGACCCAAUCCAAUCCUUGCCCCUAUCUCAGAUCCAUUAUAUAACCCCUAUGUGAGAAAGGAAGUGAAUAACUCCAUUCAUGCACCUAAAAAGAGGAACAUUUACAUUCCUCCCGACAGCAUUGCAUUCUAG